This is a messenger RNA of Coffea arabica (coffee), 1295 nucleotides long. RefSeq lists its product as uncharacterized. The record is from RefSeq and is a predicted model, not a curated record. NCBI's taxonomy places the organism in Eukaryota, Viridiplantae, Streptophyta, Magnoliopsida, Gentianales, Rubiaceae.
AGGACGGGACCAAUUAAUCCACAUUUAUCACACAAAAGCAAAAGAAAGUUUCCAGUACCUUUACGAAACCCAAACGAAACGCAGCCGUCUCUCGCGCCACCCAUCCAAAACUAAUCAUUCAUUCAACAUCAGAGGCCUCCCCGUCCCCCUCCAAUCUCUCAUAUAUCAUCAUGAUGGACCACUAUCAACAACCAAUUUCCUGAGACAAAAUUACAAAGCACAACUCAACUUGACGGAGAGGGAAUGGAAGUGGAGCAGGUGGUGACGGCGGCGGGUGAAAAGGCGAUCCUCCAAUUAGAGAGGAUGAAUUCAGAUCGGGAUCGGGUUCGGGUCAAGAGGAAAACCCUAGAAGCUGUGCUCGAGAGUGCCAAAGAGCUCUCCAAUUGCUCAGCACUGCCGGUUGUAUCGACGAAGAAGACGAUGAUGAUGUCGACCAUGAUGAACCAGCUAGUCACCAUUAUGAAAUCGAUGACGAUGGGCCCGCCGGAGGAAGCUCGUCGCCCUCUCCUAGCCGGGAUAAAGAGACCUCCGAGUGGUGCGAUCUUAUCAAAUCAAGAGUUGAAUGUACUGAUUUCCUCGAAAAGCUUGAGAAUGCGCAGGCAUCAGUUCCACAAAACAUAGCUGAAGAAGGUACUUCGUGGACAUGGUCAAUGAGAAUGAUCUGUGGGAAGGUGGAAAUUCCGAGUUAGAUCAAGAAGACUAUGUUUUGGUUAGGCAAGAGGAUAUUGUGGAUGGUAUAGCAUGUUUCAUGGCUGCAUAUUUGCUGUCUCUUAAACAGACAAAGGAGUUGACUCCAAACCAACUUCAGGAUGCCCUUUGCAAGACAUUUUCUGUAAAAAAGAAAAAAGGAAAACUUCGGAAGGCUUGGGAUGGGAGCAAAGUUAUCUACAAUGUGGCAUCCUGGGGAGCUACAGCCAUUGGCAUAUACCAAAACCCAGCGAUUCUGAAGGCUGCCUCAGCAGCAUUCUGGACUUCCUGCCGUGUAAUAUCAAAGCUCUUCUGAGCAGUGUGGCACACUUUGCGGGAAUCAAUCGUGUGCUUGUGCUGCCAAAAGUGCUUCCCUAUUCUUUAGAAAUGUGUAACAUAAAUGCCAUUCAUUGUGUGUGUGUGUGUUGCAAUUGAUAGCUCCAAUGUUGUUUAACCCUGUAAAUAUUCUUUCAAUGAAUACUUGUCGUCUUCCACGGGUCGAACCAAUCAUCUAGUCUAUAGUGAUUGCUUGGCCGCUGACUGCUAUGUGAAAAACAAGCAACCUGUUUAAUGCUACAGUGGUAAAAUGAACCGAAAGCAUUUUCAAG